This is a messenger RNA of Paramuricea clavata, 673 nucleotides long. NCBI's taxonomy places the organism in Eukaryota, Metazoa, Cnidaria, Anthozoa, Malacalcyonacea, Plexauridae. The record is from the annotation of a GenBank genome assembly.
UUGAUAUCAGCUAAGGAAAAUGAUGAACUCCAAGAAUUGAAUUCAUCUGAACCAUUCCUAAAUGUUCUCCAAGAUAGUGGAUUGGUAACCUUACCGAAUGUAUGUACAGUUCUACCCCAUACUGCGAAAUGCCUACUGCAGCAUAUGCACUCUGAAAAAUCAAUUUUGUUUAGGGAGUGGUCAUCAUUUAUGGGGGGGGGGGAGGUAAAUUUUCCAACCCCCCUUUGAUGGAAAUAAAUAGUACAUACAAUGACUGCUCCCUUAAUUGUGACCGCUCCCUUAAUUGCAUUUUAUCCUCGCUUGUGAUAUGCCUUACUGUGUCACUGAACUUUCAAGCCUAACAGUCUGUAAUAUUUUGAAAUUACAAAUUAAACAUUUGCUUUCUCACCUCUAGGUUGACAACAGCAUUGCCAUUGCUGAAGCCAUGGUGUCCUAUCAUGUGCUUGUGAAGAGAGCUGUCAUGCUAGACAAUUUUGCAAAGGGUCUCCAGACGCUAGGAAUCCUUGAAGAAAUUAGGAAAAACCCUAGCCAGUUUGAGGAAGUUUUCCUACACAAUGAGAAUGCUGUGAGCGCAUCUGCUGUGUUGCAAAGUAUUGUCUUCAAGCUGGAAGAUUCCACAAUGUACGCAAUGCUAGCAAGUUUUAUAAAUGAUGCUAGUCAACAGGGUAUGUAA